CUUCAUUUCUUCCAUGUGCUCAAUUGACUCAGCAGCGGAUCAGUGCCGAAUAUUCUUCACUUCGUCGAUUCGGGUGUUUUCAUAGUGUACUGUACUGUAUGUACCCUAUGGCGCCUCGCCUCGUCCACGCCCUUGUCAUGACAUGCUCCACUUUUCCAAUUUUGCACCCCAGACCCAGGUUUCGGGGUGGGCCACCGAGGGUAACCGACUAGAUGUGAAUCAUAUCGACUCUUUUUCUGGGUUCUUUUCACCUCCGAGUUUCUUUCUAUCACCGAAGGGCAGUCACACACAACAUCAACUCCCGGGUGGCCUACAUACAGUACCUCCGCCAACCCACCGCAAGACAGCCACCACAGCCCUCAUCUACAGUACACUUACUCCCGCCAAUCCGCAGCCAUGGCCUCCACCUCGACCUCCACAGCAGUACAAUGGCAAACCGCCCCCGCCAUCGAACUGGAGUCGCGCGCGCCCAAACACCCCCUCGCAGCACCCACCGCCGCCCCCGCCGACGACGCGAUCAUGCAGGCGUCCGCGCAGGCCGACGCCGAGGUGCCCGACGGCGGACGCGGGUGGGUCGUGAUCGGGGCGUGUGCCGUGCUGACGUGGUGGGUGAUCGGGACCUCGUACUGCUGGGGGGUGCUGCAGGCGGCGCUGGUGCAGGAGGGGCUGGCGGCGGCGUCGACGCUGGCGUUCGUGGGGUCGCUGGCGACGGCGUGCAUCUCGUUUCUGGGGAUUGCCAACGCGCAGCUGAUCCGGACGCUGGGGACGCAGCGCAGCGCGAUGCUGGGGGUUUUCUGUCUGGGGCUGGGGUCGAUUCUGAGUGGGUUCUCGUACCGGAACGUGGCGGGGUUGUUUGUGACGCAGGGGGUGGUGUUUGGGGUGGGCAUUAGUAUGUGCUUCAUGGUCGUCUCCACCAUCCCCGCGCAGUACUUCCGGGCCAAGCGCGGCACCGCCAACGGCAUCGUCUACGCGGCCGGCGGCCUCGGCGGCACCGCGCUCAGCUUCCUCAUCAACGCCCUCCUCGACCGCGUCGGCACCGCCUGGACCUUCCGGGUGAUCGGGCUCAUGACCCUGGCCACGGGGCUGCCGGCCGCGUGGCUGGUGCAGCAGCGCAUCCCGAUCCCGCGGGCUGCGGUGGUGGAGUGGCGCCUCUUCCGCGACGUCCGCUUCUGCCUCCUCUUCGCCGUCGGCGCCAUCGCCACCUUCCCCCUCCUGGUGCCUCCGUUCUUCCUGCCGCUCUACGUCAAUGCCCUGGGCAUGGGCUCCACGGCCGGCGCCGGCGUCGUCGCCGCCUUCAAUUUCUCCUCCGCGCUGGGCCGCCUCACCUGCGGCUUCGCGAGCGACACCAUCGGCCCGCUGAACACGUUGUUCGGCUCGCUGCUGCUCUCCGCCUUAAGCAUGUUGAUCAUCUGGCCCGUGUCGACGUCCAUCGGCCCGCUCAUCGUCUUUGUGGUGAUUAACGGCAUGUCGAAUGGGGGGUUCUUCUCGACGAUCCCCACGGUGGUGGGGAAUGUGUUUGGGUCGGCUCGGGUGGGCGUCGCGAUGGGGAUGAUUGUCACGGGGUGGGCCGGGGGGUAUCUUCUUGGCUCGCCGAUUGCAGGAUACAUCCUCGAUGCGUCCGGGGGUGAAGGCGCGGGCACGAAGGCGUACCGGCCGGCCAUUCUGUACGCGGGGUUCAUGGCGCUGGCGGCGACGGGGCUGUCGGUGGGGAUCAGGGUCAAGACAAGCGCGAAGUUGGGGAAGAGGGUUUGAUUUUUACCCUGGCAAACUUGGCCCGAAGUAUAGAUUGUUAGAGAUUACUCAAAAUAAAC
Molecule: messenger RNA, 1811 nt
Organism: Aspergillus japonicus CBS 114.51
Lineage: Eukaryota; Fungi; Ascomycota; Eurotiomycetes; Eurotiales; Aspergillaceae
Product: monocarboxylate transporter
Exons: 4
Coding region: 397-1752 (451 amino acids)
Biological process (GO): transmembrane transport
Cellular component (GO): fungal-type vacuole membrane
Molecular function (GO): transmembrane transporter activity
Source: RefSeq, a predicted model, not a curated record